Molecule: messenger RNA, 469 nt
Organism: Prunus persica (peach)
Lineage: Eukaryota; Viridiplantae; Streptophyta; Magnoliopsida; Rosales; Rosaceae
Product: importin subunit alpha-4
Exons: 3
Coding region: 14-355 (113 amino acids)
Biological process (GO): NLS-bearing protein import into nucleus
Cellular component (GO): nucleus
Molecular function (GO): protein binding; nuclear import signal receptor activity
Source: RefSeq, a predicted model, not a curated record
AAGUAUUCCCUCAAUGGUGCAAGGAGUAUGGUCUGAUGAUCCUGCUUUGCAAUUGGAGACUACCACUCAGUUUAGGAAGCUGUUAUCAAUUGAACGCAGCCCUCCAAUUGACGAGGUUAUAAAAGCAGGUGCGGUCCCUCGGUUUGUGGAGUUUCUUGGGAGACAUGAUAUGCCCCAAUUGCAAUUUGAAGCUGCAUGGGCUUUGACCAAUGUUGCAUCUGGAACAUCAGAUCAUACACGAGUUGCUAUUGAACAUGGUGCGGUCCCCAUGUUUGUGCAGCUUCUUAGCUCUGGCAGUGAUGAUGUCAGAGAGCAGGUUGUCUCUCACUACCUUUCACACUUUUCAUCAACUUGAGAGCAUUGCCUUUGGAUUUGGAAUUUCUAAAUACUUCGAGUGAUGCAUAUCUGAAAGACUUUCCAGUUUCAAUAUGAUAUAUAAGUUAUUAAUAAGUUUCAGAAAUUUGACUUC